AUGGCGACUCCGAGCAGGAAGACGUCAACUCCAAACGUCCAGGCCUCCAAGAGAGUACUUCCGAGAGAUCCUUCGUCGGAGAUCCCGAGCAAGAGAAAGAGUUCUGCCCCGUCAACGCUGCCGCCUACGUCGCUGCUGCCGGUACCGCUGCAUUCGUCAGGGCCUUUCGUGGAAGGCUCUAUCGUCCGCAUCGCGAUGGAAAACUUCCUGACAUAUGAUAUCUGUGAAGUAUCUCCUGGACCCCACUUGAAUAUGAUUGUUGGAGCUAAUGGAACAGGAAAGUCCAGCAUCGUAUGUGCCAUUUGCCUUGGAUUAGCAGGCAAACCUGCUUUCAUGGGACGAACAGAUAAGGUUGGCUUUUUUGUGAAGCGGGGAUGCUCCAAAGGCACAGUUGAAAUCGAAUUAUUCAAGGCUUCUGGAAAUCUUGUCAUCACUCGUGAGAUUGACGUGACAAGAAAUCAGUCCUUUUGGUUCAUCAACAAAAAAUCUACAACACAGAAAGUAGUAGAAGAGCAGGUUGCAGCCUUAAAUAUUCAAGUGGGCAAUCUUUGUCAGUUUCUACCUCAGGACAAAGUUGGGGAAUUUGCUAAGCUCAGCAAAAUUGAACUCCUUGAAGCUACCGAGAAGUCAAUUGGUCCUCCAGAAAUGCAUAAGUAUCACUGUGAACUCAAAAACUUCAGGGAGAAAGAAAAACAACUAGAGACCUCAUGCAAAGAAAAAACUGAAUAUCUAGAGAAAAUCAUUCAGAGGAAUGAAAGAUACAAGCAAGAUGUGGAAAGAUUCUAUGAACGGAAGCGACAUUUAGAUUUAAUUGAGAUGCUUGAAGCAAAAAGGCCGUGGGUGGAAUAUGAAAAUGUUCGUCAAGAAUAUGAAGAAGUAAAACUAGUUCGUGACCAAGUGAAGGAAGAGGUCAGAAAACUUAAAGACGGGCAGGCUCCUAUAACACGUCGAAUUGAAGAAAUUGACAGGCAGCGUCACAGUUUGGAAGCCCAAAUCAAAGAGAAGGCCACAGAUAUUAAGGAGACAUCUCAAAAAUGCAAACAAAAGCAAGAUGUUUUAGAGAGGAAAGAUAAGCAUAUUGAGGAACUUCAGCAGGCUUUAACAGUAAAACAAAAUGAAGAGAAUGACCGGCAGAAGAGAAUAAGUAACACACGCAAAAUGAUAGAGGAUUUGCAGAAUGAACUAAAGACCACAGAAAACUCUGAGAAUCUUCAGCCUCAGAUUGAUGCUAUUACAAAUGAUCUGAGACGAGUUCAAGAUGAAAAAGCAUUAUGUGAAGGCGAGAUAAUCGAUAAACGAAGAGACAGGGAAGCUCUAGAGAAAGAGAAAAAGGGUGUGCAUGAUCACAUUAUACGUUUUGACAGUCUUAUGAAUCAAAAGGAAGAGAAGCUGAGACACAGAUUCCGUGACACAUAUGAUGCUGUAUUAUGGCUAAGAAGUAACAGAGAUAAAUUUAAGCAAAGAGUCUGUGAGCCCAUAAUGCUUGUGGUUCGUGACAAUAAAAAAUUAAAAGUGAAUGCUGUUAUUGCUCCCGGUAUUUCAUUUGCAGACAAAGCACCUGCAAGGUCUCUGAAUGAGCUAAAACAAUAUGGAUUUUUCUCUUAUUUGCGAGAGCUGUUUGAUGCACCUGAUCUUGUAAUGAGUUACCUUUGCUCCCAGUAUCAUAUUCAUGAAGUUCCUGUAGGAACUGAAAGGACCAGAGAAAGAAUUGAACAGGUAAUACAAGAAACCCAGUUAAAACAAAUUUAUACAGCCGAAGAAAAGUAUGUGGUGAAAACAUCUUUUUAUUCAAACAAAGUUAUUUCUAGUAACACGUCUCUAAAAGUAGCCCAGUUUCUCACAGUCACUGUAGAUCUAGAGCAAAGAAGACAUUUAGAAGAACAGCUGAAGGAAAUUAAUAGAAAAGUGCAUGCAGUGGACGUAGGAUUGAUUGCCUUACGUGAGACAAACAAACAUCUAGAACACAAAGACAAUGAACUUAGACAAAAGAAGAAGGAGCUUCUUGAAAGAAAAACCAAGAAAAGACAACUGGAACAAAAAAUUAGUUCCAAGCUAGGAAGUUUAAAGCUGAUGGAACAAGAUACUUGCAAUCUUGAAGAGGAAGAGCGAAAAGCAAGUACCAAAAUCAAAGAAAUAAACAUCCAAAAAGCAAAACUUGCUACUGAAUUAACAAAGCUAAUAAAGAUUUGUACUUCUUUACAUAUUCAAAAAGUAGAUUUAAUUCUUCAAAAUACUACAUUUAUCUCUGAGAAGAACAAAUUACAAUCAGAUUACGCGGCUACAUCUUCACAACUACGUGUCGUAGAGCAAAAGUUCAUUGAAUUGGAUGAAAAUAGACAGAGACUAUUGCAGAAAUGCAAGGAACUUAUGAAGAGAGCUAGGCAAGUAUGCAACCUUGGUGCAGAGCAGACUAUUCCUCAGGAAUACCAGACACAAGUACCCACCAUUCCAAAUGGACACAACUCCUCACCCCCCAUGGCUUUCCAAGAUCUGCCAAACACAUUGGAUGAAAUUGAUGCUUUAUUAACAGAAGAAAGAUCAAGAGCAUCUUGCUUCACAGGACUGAAUCCUACAGUUGUUGAGGAAUACAUGAAAAGAGAAGAAGAAAUAGAACAGUUAACUGAGGAACUAAAGAGAAAAAAAGUUGAAUUGGAUAAAUAUAGGGAAAACAUUUCACAGGUAAAAGAAAGGUGGCUAAAUCCUUUAAAAGAGCUGGUAGAAAAAAUUAAUGAAAAAUUCAGCAAUUUUUUUAGUUCCAUGCAAUGUGCAGGUGAAGUUGAUCUCCAUACAGAAAAUGAGCUCCUGCAAAAUCUUCCUUAUUCUGAGAAGAUGACCGUAUUGUUUGUCUACAAUGGUCCCCACAUGCUGGAACCAAACAGAUGGAAUUUAAAGGCUUUCCAAAGGCGGCGGCGCCGUAUCACAUUCACUCAGCCUACCCAGUAA
Messenger RNA from Orycteropus afer afer, 2943 nucleotides. RefSeq names its product structural maintenance of chromosomes 5 (gene SMC5). Gene Ontology annotation, cellular component: Smc5-Smc6 complex. The record is from RefSeq and is a predicted model, not a curated record. The coding region runs from base 1 to 2943 and encodes 980 amino acids. Gene Ontology annotation, molecular function: ATP binding; ATP hydrolysis activity. Gene Ontology annotation, biological process: double-strand break repair via homologous recombination. NCBI's taxonomy places the organism in Eukaryota, Metazoa, Chordata, Mammalia, Tubulidentata, Orycteropodidae. The transcript has 22 exons.